Messenger RNA from Fonsecaea erecta, 1491 nucleotides. RefSeq lists its product as hypothetical. The coding region runs from base 1 to 1491 and encodes 496 amino acids. The record is from RefSeq and is a predicted model, not a curated record. The transcript has a single exon. Lineage: Eukaryota; Fungi; Ascomycota; Eurotiomycetes; Chaetothyriales; Herpotrichiellaceae.
AUGAGUUGUCCCUCUGCCAUCUUGACCUUCUCUCUUCUCAUCUGUAUCUCUGUCCUCAUCGUCCCGCCCUCCGCUGCCCAGCCACAUUCGAUCUGGGAUAUCAGCAUCGACGAAAGCCCUGCCCCUCCGCCAGACCAAGGCCCUCCGCUCUCUGCUGGUGCCCUCCGGGACAAAUCCAAACUCAAAUACGAGGUCAUUGGCAUAGUUGGGGCUUACGUGGUGUGGCUGCUCAUUACUAUUGUGCUGCUUUUCCUUGUCGGCAAGAAGUUGCGUCGCCGAGUCCAAACCUCGAACCGCAGUCUCAGUAUGGAAAUCGUCAAGCCAGCUCCGUUGGCCAACCAGUCCAAGAUGGCGGUGGAACCGCCUUUGAAGAGCCCCGGCAAGAUGGCCAGUCUCAGAUCAUGGGCUACGGGCAAAUCACACUCUCACAAACAGUCGAGCAUCAGUGUGUCGUCCACCAUCGACGAAAAGAUCCUCGAGGCAGACAAGGCCAGAAACCAGGAUGAAAUGGCGAGACUUUAUGCUGCUGUUAUGGCGCACGACGAAGAAAAGGCCCGGAGCAGUGGGCAAACGUCGCCUCGCACGCCCAACUACCCACCCCAGUACAAUGCUCCGCCGACGCCUCGGUCACCUUACCAUCUCCCUCCCACUCCAAGGUCACCUCAACAUCAACCACCAACGCCAAGGUCACCUUACUACCAACCAAAUAUUCAUCUCAAUCUCAUGGGGCCGGCCUCGCCUCGGUCGCCGCGGUAUCCUCCGGAGUUUCAGCAUCUGCGAAAUCCCGAGACGGAUAUCCAAAGCCAGCCCGUUCCACCAGUGGGACACGCUUUGAUUCACCCUCUGGCGCCCACUCCUGCCGACGAUGCUUCCUCGAUGAGGACGCCCUCGCAAGCCAGCGGCCGGAAGAAGGUGUCUCCCUUGUCCUUCAUCUCGGGCCGGAGUGAUUCGGCUGAUCAGACAAAAAAGCGUCCGAGUAACAUCUCCGUUCGUGGGCAACCCAUCUCGCAACCGAUCGGUUCCGCCGCACUCACGGACAUCUCGAUCUACUCGGAAGAAGCUCUUUCCUCCCCUCGCAUUUACAACCCAGGCCCAGCUCCACCAACACCGGGCCAAAAGUCCGCUGUGACCGUGGUUGAGGAGGUUGAAAAGAAAGGUCCUCCAGCACCGAUAUCUCUUCAUAGUACUGCAGCCACCAACAGCUCCAACAGCUUACCCUUCCGUCAAUUCUACAACGACGCCCUGAAGAGCGCGCCUGCCACCAAGACCACUUUCGUGGACCGUCGCGAGAGCAUUUUGGGCGUGCACCCCAAGACAGGAGUGCCUCAAACUCCGUAUAGUCCUUACAUGCCUUAUACCCCGAUGACACCCGUGACGCCGCGCACGCUGAUGACGAAGAAGGAGAUGAGAAAGAACAGGAAGAAGGAAGGCUUGAAGGUGCUUACCGAGGACGACAUGGUGCUGUCCGACGAGGACUUGUGGUCCACUUAG